Messenger RNA from Acanthopagrus latus (yellowfin seabream), 3621 nucleotides. It is a transcript of the gene celf4, whose product is annotated as CUGBP, Elav-like family member 4. Gene Ontology annotation, molecular function: mRNA binding. Gene Ontology annotation, cellular component: cytoplasm; ribonucleoprotein complex; nucleus. The record is from RefSeq and is a predicted model, not a curated record. Lineage: Eukaryota; Metazoa; Chordata; Actinopteri; Spariformes; Sparidae. The coding region runs from base 321 to 1922 and encodes 533 amino acids. The transcript is spliced from 14 exons. Gene Ontology annotation, biological process: regulation of alternative mRNA splicing, via spliceosome; mRNA splice site recognition.
UUUAUGAAAUCAAUGAACGAGUUAUUGGGUAGGACAUAAAUAUAAGGAAUCAAAGCCUCCACCGGGACCAGCGGCAUUGCGCGCUUUUUGAUAUGCGUCUUCGCCAAACGCUACAUGUGUUUUCACCUCAGUGUAAAUACUGGCUUUGAUAGGACGGGAGCGGAGUCAGCUCUGGCACAGCUUGGUCUCGGAACCCACAUUUUGAGCAAGACUUCCACCAGCUUUUUUUCUUUCUUUUUUUUCAGCCUAAAAACGUUUCUCUCCACCAUCGCCAUCUGCUGCCGUCUGUACCCGUCCCAACUCACUGGCCGGUCCGAAAGAUGGCAACUUUAACCAACGGGCAGGUGGACGGCACGGUGCACGGUGUCGGUGUGGUGUCCGCCAGCACGAACGGGCUCGUGAACGGAUUAAGCCACAGCCACAGCCCGGUGGGCUGCCCGGCUACCAUCCCCAUGAAGGACCACGAUGCCAUCAAACUCUUCAUCGGUCAGAUCCCCCGCAACCUGGACGAGAAGGACCUCCGGCCCCUCUUCGAGGAGUUCGGCAAGAUCUACGAGCUCACUGUGCUGAAGGACCGCUUCACGGGCAUGCACAAAGGCUGUGCCUUCCUCACCUACUGUGCCAGAGAGUCGGCCCUGAAAGCCCAGAAUGCAUUGCACGAGCAGAAGACCCUGCCAGGGAUGAACAGACCGAUCCAGGUGAAGCCAGCAGACAGUGAGAGUCGAGGAGAAGACAGAAAGCUCUUUGUCGGCAUGCUCAACAAGCAACAGUCAGAAGAUGACGUGCGGCGCCUCUUCGAGUCCUUCGGCAGCAUUGAGGAAUGCACCAUCCUCAGAGGUCCCGACGGAAACAGCAAAGGCUGUGCAUUUGUAAAAUACUCCUCUCACGCUGAAGCUCAGGCAGCCAUCAGUGCACUACACGGCAGCCAGACGAUGCCUGUGGGUGGAUGGGUGUGCGCACAGGGUGCCUCAUCCAGUCUGGUGGUGAAGUUCGCCGACACGGAUAAGGAGCGCACCAUCCGCCGCAUGCAGCAGAUGGCUGGUCAGAUGGGCAUCUUCAACCCUAUGGCCCUGCAGUUUGGAGCCUACGGAGCCUACGCUCAGGUGCAGCAGCAGGCGGCGUUGAUGGCGUCUGUGGGCCAAGGAGGUUACCUCAGUCCAAUGGCGGCUUUUGCUGCUGCCCAGAUGCAGCACAUGGCCACCAUCAAUGGCCUCCCAGGAGCACCGCUGACCCCCACGUCAGGUGGCAGCACUCCUCCAGGCAUCAGCGCCCCCACAGUGACCAGCAUCCCCUCCCCCAUUAGUGUAAAUGGUUUUACUGGUAUGCCGCCCCCGCAGGCAAACGGGCAGCCUCCUGCAGAGGCCGUCUUCACCAACGGGAUACACCAUUACCCUGUGUUGCAGGAGGUGGUUUUUAGGGAGGACUCGGAGAAAAACGGCUUGGGCGUGGCUCCGCGGAGUUGUUUUGGGGUUCAGGGUGGCUGCUUCCUCUCUUCUCUCUCUGAAGCUCAAAGUCCCACUGCAGCUGAUCCUCUCCAACAGGCUUACACAGGAGUCCAGCAGUAUGCAGCAGCCUACCCCGCUGCAUACGGCCAGAUCAGCCAAGCCUUCCCCCACCCUCCACCCAUCAUUCCACAGCAGCAACGAGAAGGACCAGAGGGUUGCAACCUGUUCAUCUACCACCUCCCUCAGGAGUUUGGGGAUGGAGAGCUGAUGCAGAUGUUCCUGCCUUUCGGUAAUGUCAUCUCCUCCAAAGUGUUUGUGGAUCGGGCGACAAACCAAAGUAAAUGCUUUGGAUUUGUGAGCUUCGACAACCCAGGCAGUGCUCAGGCUGCCAUCCAAUCAAUGAAUGGCUUCCAGAUCGGCAUGAAAAGACUCAAGGUGCAGCUCAAGAGGCCAAAGGACGCCAACCGCCCCUACUAGCCCCCGCCCCAGCCAGCCACCGCCACCCUGGCGGCCGGGGUAGCCGUCGCACACAGGGAAAGACAGGUUUUGUUGAGCUGAAUCAUAUGUUGACUUCUUGCUACCCGCCACUGAGUGCAAACUCAACAUCUGGACCACUGAGGCUGCUUCAGAAACAGAGGAGAGAGAGAGAGAGAGCGAUGACCGAGUCAAGGACACCUCCUUUUGGAUGUACUAAAACUUUGGAACUCAGAGAGAAUUUGUACCAGCCUGGUUAGCCCCAGGACCUUUUUCUUCUGCACACAUAUACACACCUCCUUCCCCACAAAACCCUGCUUGAAUGACAGCUACCUUUUCUGGACCACAAAAAAACUUUUACUUGAACAAUGAGAAAAACAAAGUAAAAGAAACUACUUACAAUGACCAACCCCGCCGAACUCUUAAAGGGAAUAUGGAUGUCAAAAGUCCAACAAGAACAAAACUUUUUAAAAACUGAAUAGAGGAUUGCCGUAGGAGAUCUUUCUGUAAGAUGGUUUGAGUUUGGGGCAAUUGACUUUUGAAGACCAAUUUAUAAGACUUGAAAACAAGAAGGGACAAGAAAUUCUCGAAGAGGGAACUUAAGUAGGGAAUGUGAUAUUUUCAGGACACAAAUUGGCUUCGAUUUGGGACGGCCAUCUUUAGCUCGGAGUGCCUGUCCGUUUCCAGGGGAUACCGUUGCCAAGGAGAGCCAUAGCAACGGUCUCCAGGAAGUCUUACCUGUCAUUCCUUAGUUGUUUUAGGGACCAAAAGACCAAACAUUUUUAUUGCUGAGGACUUGUAGCUCUAUUAUACUCGGACCACUGCAUCUCUUUCAGUCAGUGUUAACUGGUUGAGGGGUCGCACUUAAAAGAAGUGUACAUUUCGAAAUAUAUACAACACAUGUAUAUAUAUACAUAUAUAUUGCUGAUAUGCUUUUUGAAUACAGGCAAAACUAUUUCAGAUGACCAGAUGGGGUCUCUCACUUCGCUAGUUUACAAUUACUCAAAAUGUUUAUUUUUUUCUCUUCUCAUUUUGUCUUGGGAGGGAUGGCGAGUGCAUGGGAGGGGCUGCUCCGUAUCACAGCCUUAUCUUUUUUAACUUGACAUCCUAACCUCAUAGAUAGAAUAACAUCAGAAACGUUUGAAAUAUAUGAACUUGUUUAUAUUUGCAGUACAUAUAUAUGUAUAACAAGCAUUCAAGCAAAUGUAUUCAUAUAUACAGUAUAUAUGGAUAAAUAGAUAUUAAUCACAAACAAAUAUAUGUAUUUAUAUGCACAUAUUUUAUAUAUGUGUGUCUGUAUAUAGAACGGCUACUGACUAUGUUGAGCUGUAAUUUUUUGUAGAUUUUAGCUGGAGUUUGAAACAUUGCUCUGCUUGGGAAGAAUCGCAAAUCUGGCAGCUCCCAAAACUGCAGGCAUUCCUAUCUCUGAUUACCUAUAUGCCGACACACAAUAUAUUGCUAAAAGAUACAUGUGUGAGAAAAAGACACACAUACGGUGUAAAUAUUAUCUGAAAAAUGCAAAAAGCCACAUCUCAGUAGCAGGCUUUAAGAGAAUCAGGCUAAAAAUGAUUUUAGAGGAAAAGGACAAUUAUCUUCGACUCUAUUCCAAACAUAUCUUUUGAGCUUACACACACACACACACACACACACACACACACACACACACACACACACACACACACACAAACUUCUCUUUGAAACU